Molecule: messenger RNA, 1268 nt
Organism: Paramisgurnus dabryanus
Lineage: Eukaryota; Metazoa; Chordata; Actinopteri; Cypriniformes; Cobitidae
Product: GTPase IMAP family member 9-like
Molecular function (GO): GTP binding
Source: RefSeq, a predicted model, not a curated record
AUGGGGGCCACAAUGGCCAUAAAAAGAUGGGAUGUUAUAAUUCCAGAACCUAACGGAAAAUUCCAUAGUGAAAGUGAAAGCGAGAAACAAAGGCGAAGGUUUAGUAAUAUUCCAAAAUCUUUAGAAUUCUCUUUUUUCACAGGGCCUGUGAAGGAAGAGUUUCAAAUCAUUUCACUCGGUAAAGCAGGAACGGGGAAAAGCCAUACAGGAAAUACUAUUUUAGGUCUUCCUAAUUUUUUCAGGACAAAGUGUUCCUCGGUGUCUGUGACAGAAGAAUGCGACUCAAAAACAGCUUCAGUCAAUGGGAGACCCAUCACAUACAUUGACACCCCUGGCUUUUUUGAUACAGUUUCCACUGAGCACAGCCUGAGAUCAGAGAUAUUGAGGUCUAUCAUUAAAAGUUCUCAAGGGCCUCAUGCCUUCUUAAUUAUUCUCAAAGCUGAGACUUACACUGGUCAAGAGAUGGAAACCGUGAGGAAAAUCACAGAAUCAUUUGGGGAAGAUGCAUUAAACUAUGCAGUUGUCCUCUUCACUCACGGUGAUAAUCUUGAUGAAGGUCAGACCAUUGAGGAUUUUGUAAGCAGGAAUCAAGAGUUACAGCAGUUGGUGGAUAAGUGUGGAGGUCGCUGUCAUGUUAUUGAUAACAGAUACUGGAAUCAUCAGAAGAGAGGAUACAGGAGCAACAAAGUUCAGAUCGGAUAGGCCCAUACAUACCUUCACCUUGGGCCCCCAAUUUGCUAAAUCCGCCACUGACGAAACCCAACCCCUAACCCCACACCUAACCCCAACGUCACGGGGUCAAAGAAAAUCAUACAAAAAUCUACGAAUGUGGUCGUAUGAAUUAAUACAAAUUAGCUUACUCAUAAAAUAUGUACAAAUUCUCGUGAGAUAGCAUUGACUUUAGUGCUAAACCUUUAUUAAAGAAUGUAACAUAUGGGACAUUUGUUAUGCUGUCAGUAUUGUAGGUCAUGCUUUGCCUAGUUUGAAAUGUUUCUGUAUAUUCAUUGUACUUUGCUUUAAUGUUAACAUUACUGCCAUUGACAAAAAGGGCAAGACAUUCAUUACCCCCAUCCCAUUUAGUAUGGGUGUGUGAGUUAGAGCCAACCACACAGGUGUAAUGCAUACGAAAUCUGCUUAAUUCUUACUGUAUUUUAUAGUUAGAUAUUGAUGUACUGCCUUUUUCUUAUUUAUCUUAAACUACAUGUAUCAUUGUUUAUCAUUCUGUAUUUUACUCAAUUUAAUUAUUAAAUAAAAGUGGUAUCCCUUUA